This is a messenger RNA of Neopsephotus bourkii (Bourke's parrot), 6386 nucleotides long. RefSeq names its product lipin 1 (gene LPIN1). Gene Ontology annotation, molecular function: phosphatidate phosphatase activity; transcription coactivator activity. The record is from RefSeq and is a predicted model, not a curated record. Gene Ontology annotation, biological process: positive regulation of transcription by RNA polymerase II; fatty acid catabolic process; cellular response to insulin stimulus. Gene Ontology annotation, cellular component: mitochondrial outer membrane; nucleus. NCBI's taxonomy places the organism in Eukaryota, Metazoa, Chordata, Aves, Psittaciformes, Psittacidae. The transcript is spliced from 22 exons. The coding region runs from base 94 to 3039 and encodes 981 amino acids.
GUUAAAACUUGAAGGAGCAUUUUUGUAUAUGGCUGAAACCAAGAGUGGUUUCAGUAGCAUCUACAAAGAACAGGGAAAAAUUAUCAGCUCAGGAUGUCGUCUGAGGAGGAAGACCAGCCAGAGACCCCCAUUGGCUCCCCUUGGUCCUGGAUUCCAUUGAUGAAAGAUCCUGGUUGGAUUCGAAGUGUCUGGACUCGCAAUCUAAAUGUUCAAACCAUGAAUUACGUUGGACAGUUAGCAGGGCAAGUGUUUGUAACUGUGAAGGAGCUUUAUAAAGGACUAAACCCAGCCACAUUGUCGGGAUGUAUAGAUGUAAUUGUUGUAUGUCAGCCAGAUGGAAAUCUUCAGUGUUCUCCUUUCCAUGUACGCUUUGGCAAAAUGGGAGUUCUACGUUCUAGGGAGAAAGUGGUUGACAUAGAAAUUAAUGGAGAAGCUGUAGACUUGCACAUGAAACUAGGAGACAAUGGAGAGGCUUUUUUUGUGCAGGAGAUGGAUAACAACCAGGAGGUAAUUCCUCAUCAUCUCUCCACAUCUCCCAUUAUGUCUGAGGGAACUGCUUUAAUGGAUGCUCAGCUGAAGAGGAACUCCAUAGACAGGAUAAGAAACCUGGACGCCAGUGCAUCCUCACAAGUACCACCCCAAGCCCAUGGAUCCCAGCUUUCUACUGAAACAUCUCCAGUCUGUAGCUCUGUGAAAAAACGUAGGAAGAAGAGGAGAAAGUCUACCCAUAAAAUAGACAGCUUAAAAAGAGAAGACAAUGGAGACACAUCGGAAGACGAAGACAUGUUUCCCAUAGAGAUUAGCUCAGAGGAGGAAAAAGAACCAUUGGACAAUUCACGAAUCCCUGUUCCAGAUGUGUGUGUUGAUGAUAUAUCUGACAUGAAGGCUCCUGCAGCUUCUAUGUUUUCUCAGUCUUCAUCUUACCCUCAUUCAGAUGGAGAAUGGUCACCUCUUCAAAGUAAGCCUAUAGAUUGCACAGGCCAAACCUCUCUUCUCACUGUUCCAGCAGACGGAGGUCUAUCUAACUCUUGUCCUCAACAAUCUUCUCACUUUUCUCCUCCAGACAGCCCAUCAGGUUCACGCCCUCCUACUCCUAAAAGUGACUCAGAAUUAGUCAGUAAACCUACGGACAGAAGUGGGAUGAAGAAUAAUCCCCACAUGCACUGGGCAUGGGGAGAGCUACCCCAGGCUGCAAAGGCCAGUCCUCUGCUCAAAGCAAAGGAACCCAGUGUGGUGGAUGUAAAUCCUUCUGAAAGCACUCACUUUCGGGUCAUCCAGAGUUCUCCUAUAGAGGAGUUUAACACUGAGUCUCCUCUACCUGCUCUUAGACAAGCAGAUGCAGCAACUGCUGCUGAAAGUGAGCCCUUACCAGCUGAGACAAAUAAGCCAGAGACAGAGUCUCCAGGGGCAGCUGUACAACCAUUGCCUACCAGUGAAGAAAUAAAACAAGCUACAGCUUGUUCAACCCAAUCAGCUGGCAAGACAGAUUCUCCGUCCAGAAAAAAAGACAAACGAAGCCGGCAUCUUGGUGCUGAUGGUGUCUAUUUAGAUGACCUCACUGACAUGGAUCCAGAAGUUGCUGCACUUUAUUUCCCCAAGAAUGGAGAUAAUGUCCAAUGCAAGAACGCGAGUGACACAGGGCUGCGAUCUGCCAGCCAAUCUCCACAGUCUGGUGGGAGCUCAGGUGUUGACAGUGGAGCUGAAAGCACCUCAGAUGGAAUUCGAGAUUUACCUUCCAUUGCCAUUUCUCUCUGCGGAGGCCUUACUGACAACAGAGAAAUAACCAAAGAAGAAUUCUUAGAACAUGCAGUAACAUACCAGCAGUUUGUGGACAAUCCUGCUAUCAUUGAUGACCCUAACCUUGUGGUUAAAAUUGGAAAUAAGUACUACAACUGGACAACAGCUGGUCCCCUUCUGCUGGCAAUGCAGGCAUUCCAGAAACCUUUACCAAAGGCCACUGUGGAAUCUAUAAUGAGGGACAAGAUGCCCAAAAAAGGUGGAAGGUGGUGGUUUUCGUGGCGAGGGAGGAACAGUGCUAUUAAAGAGGAAACAAAGCCAGAAAGAGGUAUAAGUGAGAGUGGACUUCCAGGAGAAGACUCUUCACAGUUGAGCAUGGCAAACAGAAUAAAAGAUGAAUCUUCUUCAAGUGAUGAAGACCCUAGAGCUGCCAAACAAAAUCUUGGAUCAUUACAAGCCAGCUCAAGUCAUCUCUCAUUGUCUGGAAUCAGUUACAAAAAAACGCUUCGACUCACUUCUGACCAGCUUAAAAGUUUAAAGCUUAAGAAUGGCCCCAAUGAUGUGACCUUUAGUGUUACAACACAGUAUCAAGGCACUUGCCGCUGCGAAGGCACCAUUUACCUGUGGAAUUGGGAUGAUAAAAUUGUUAUUUCUGACAUUGAUGGAACAAUCACACGGUCAGAUACUUUAGGUCAUAUUUUGCCAACUCUUGGCAAAGACUGGACACACCAAGGGAUUGCGAAGUUGUACCAUAAAGUGAGCCAAAAUGGAUAUAAAUUUUUGUAUUGCUCAGCGCGUGCUAUUGGAAUGGCAGGCAUGACCCGAGGAUAUUUGCACUGGGUCAAUGAACGAGGAACUGUCCUGCCUCAGGGGCCAGUGUUGCUGAGCCCAAGCAGCUUAUUCUCAGCUCUUCACAGGGAGGUUAUAGAAAAGAAGCCAGAAAAAUUUAAAGUUCAGUGUUUGACAGACAUCAAAAAUUUGUUUUAUCCUAACACAGAACCCUUUUAUGCUGCUUUUGGAAACAGACCUGCUGAUGUUUAUUCAUACAAACAGGUGGGGGUUUCUUUAAACAGGAUAUUUACAGUUAACCCCAAAGGAGAACUUAUACAAGAGCAUGCAAAGACAAACAUCUCAUCCUAUGUGAGACUAUGUGAAGUGGUAGAUCACAUUUUUCCUUUGCUAAAACGAAGCCAUUCUUCAGACUUCCCUUGUUCUGAUACCUACAGCCAGUUCACCUACUGGAGAGAACCUCCACUGCCCUUUGAAACUCAGGAUGAGCAUCCACCUUCAACAACCACUUAAGUGCAUCUCCAAACUGCUGGCCUCAGCUCAAAGAAUGAGUUAGCUUGUAUUGAAAGGCCAUCACUUGGCUUUUGCUGUUGACAGUUCAUCUGGAAUCUGUGAUGUUGUGAGCACUGUAUUUAUUUUGCUGUGAGCAAAUUUACAAAUGCAUUUUUUCACAUUUCCAGAUGACAAGAAGGAGUCUUACUAGGAACAGGAGUUGUGUUUCUGGCUCUUCAUCCAGCUUCUCAAAUUGUGCCAUACAGUUUCAGUAUUUAAGAUCAAAUAAAAAUGAAAUGGUGUUGGAGUUGCAAUUAAACAUACCAUAAGUUUGUAAAGUGGUUCUGUAUCUUCUCUGCAACCCUGACAUGAUCUUCCAUCUCAUCAGAACCCCUGCAAGUAAGGGAGCUGAAGGUGCUCACCAUUCCUGACAUCAUCUGGUGACACGGACUGGGAUUACAAUCCAUAUGUCAAAAUUCCUUUCUCUGAAGGAGCAAGUGAUUCUUCCUCUUUCCCCUUACUUGACCAACAGCUGUUUGUCUGAGUUAAUUACUAGAUCUUCAGCUGUUGUAAAUCAGUGUAGCUGUCAAAGCCAAUUGAGCUGUGUUGAUUGAUUUAUUCCAGCCUGUUGUUUUGACAUGGUAACACUUUUCUGAGGAAAUAAAUCAUGUGUAGUCUAAAGAGAAAGCAGAUGAAAUAAGAUAGCUGGAUUCUGGCAGUCUUUCUUAAUUUGAGAAGUACCAUGCUUCAAGAAUAGCUAUUUGGAUUAAGGUAGGUGUGCAAGUGGAAGAUACAGGCUGCUGUGCAUAGGGCCUGUUUUACUGAAGUCUGUGAUUUUCAGUAGAGUCAUCUUGCAGAGUGUGCUAAGGUUCAAGAUCAUUACUGAGCCAAGAGCACUGAUGAUUUUGUCAAAAUGGAAUAGUUUUAUUUGAAAUAUUAUUUUGGCUAAAAUGUGAAAUUUGAUGCUGGUGAAUGAGGUGAAUGAUGCAUCUCAGGUUUUUAUUGUAUGGAAUUUUUUGUUUUACAUCAUAAAUAAUGGAUACUUUUAGUGCAAUUUACUCUCUUCUAAGAUAAUGAAAUAUUUUUUUAUUUGUUUUUUUUUUUCCCCCUUGCUUGACCAGACACAAGCUGUAGAUACUGUUUUUGCUACCUGCUUUUGACAGCCUUAAGACUUUAACUGUGAUGCUAAAAGCAAUACUGCAGAUCAGUUGAUAAUGUUUUCCAAAUGGUCUGCCUUUACACAAUGCGGUACUUAAAACGUAGACAUCAAGUGACCAUAUGCCAAAUGAUUCUCAAAUGUGCUUGUAGCUGUGAAAAGAACUUUUUUCUUUUUUCCUUUUGAAAUACAUUUAAAAGUCUGAAACACUGAAAGUGGCAUCAUGGGAUUCUUUAUGUUAUAUUUCAGUGUGGCUAAACAGUGGUGCACAGGCUGUGGUUUGUGCCAGCUUGUCAUCUGUGAGGAUAUGGUACAUGUUUUGCAGCUGCUUUGUAGUGUUUUCAGUUAAGAGUUUAAUAAUAGGAAGGCAGAAUGGUCCAGGAGAAAUUUUAAGAUGUGAUUGUGGUUGGUUAGCACCCAGAAGAUUGGCAACAGCUGCUCUGUAUCACAUUUGUUCUGUUUCAACAAAUUCUGGGUUUGCAUGUCAAGAGUGAUAGCAACAUAGGUAACAAUGGAAAUUCUGUAAUAGGGGUUUUCUAACUUUCAGUGCUGCACUUUAUCUGUGAUGUCAGGGGCCAAUUUGUGAUUUCUCUGUGCCUUCAAAAGUAAUGGAUAUAAGUGCAAUCCUGUAUACAGCUGCAGUGUGCAGUGGUGAGCUCUCUCCAAGUCUUCCUUUCCUCAUGAAUGUUGCUGCUUCAGGAAGGAUGCAUGCCCACUUUGGAGAUACCAGGAUUAGAUAAACACGAAGAGGAAGAAAUGCAUGCUAACAACCCAUACUUGAUUAUACGCUCUUGAAAGUUUAAGGAAAAUGCAAUUAUCUUAAAGAUGGAAGGAAUGUGGUAUGGAUUUUCUGAUAGACAAUCAGUAGGGAUUGCAGGUUGCCAGACUGGUUGCAUGUCUAAAUAUAGCCACACUAAUACUUGUAAUUAGUGAUUGAAUAAGUGGAUGAAUAUAUUAACUGCAUCAUAUUUCUAUUCAGUUUUAGUGAAGGCCUAUUUCAAUCCAUUCAUUAUGCAAAAUAAAACCAAGCCAACCCUUCUCUUUGGAGAGAGGCUGUCAGUUCUAUGGUAGAUAACAUCUGUUUUCCUAAGGUACCUAUAUAGUAGCUUCCACCAGAAAAGACGGUGCCUGAAAGUUCCUCACAAUUAAAGCCUGUGAUGUAUUUAUUUAUAACUUACUAAAAACUAAUCCAGGGUUGUCUGUUGCCGUUAGUAUUUCAAACCACAUGAUAGUGCAAAUGGGUGGUCGUUUUUAAUUCAGUCAGACUUGCAGGCACGGUGCAGUGCUGGUACAAUAACCCUGAGAUGCUGUGGAAUCUCUGUCAUGGUGUUUUUCAAGACUUGGUUAAACAGAGUUACGGCUGACUUGAUCUAGUGUUGGCAAUCAUCUGCUUCAAGCAUGAAGUUGGACUGGAUGACCUCCAGGGGUCCCUUCUGACCAACAUUUCUGUGACUCUGUGAGGUUAAAUGCUUUACUUCUGACAUACUGUAUACCCCUUUGUAUCUGAAAGUUGAAAUAUAGCUGAACAGUGAAAUGAGUGCGUGUUUCUAUAAUAUUUAUAAAAUCUGCUCACGGAAAAGACAUGAAAAUAAAAGUUUUGGCUUGCUAUGAACAUCACCAUGCUUUUCUCGGAGAGUACAAGACCUUUUGAUGUGGUAGUAGAACAAUUUUAUGCAUGGUAUUUAAACUGCUUUGUUAAUUCAUGUAGAAGAAAAAGGGAUGGUUUAAUAAAUUCUUACUCUUUCUGUGAAAGAAAAAAAAAUUCAGCCUUGCUUGCAGUGUAAUGCUGGUUUCUGUUACAGAAUAUUUGGCUAACAUAAAUACGCAGACACAUUAAAUCACAGUAUAUUCUAUUUAUACAAUACACACAAACUAGAAUGUGCAGCAGUUAGGAGUGCGUAAUGUUUAUUUUCUUGAAGCUGAUGACCAUACUGCUCCAGCUAUGUCAUGUGAGGGGAAGAAUACCAUACUUGUUGUAUUAGCUAGGUUGAAGAUAAAAUCUUGCUGCUGUAAUUUAGGGAGGGAGGAGAAAGAGGUUAUUGGGUAUUUUUUAUUUGUAGACAUGAUUAUUCAAAGCCUAUUUAUAUAUAGUAUCUACUCUAUAUAUGUAUAAACUACUGCAACGGUGAAAAGAAUUUCAACACCUCAUUUUGAUCUGCUGAAUGCAACAAGGGUAGAAAUAUGUAUUCUAAUAAAGGCAAAUAUAAUUUUU